GAGUACGUGAUGAGGGAUUUUAAAGCAGUCGUUUUAUUAUGGGAGAGAGAGGGAGAGGGAGAGAGUGAUGCGAUAACAGCGUUUGCCCUGUUCAUAUUUGACUCAGUGCUUGUCAUUGAACACCGACAGACUCACACAGCGCAGGAAAGAAAGUCCACGCAUUAAGAUCGACAUUACAAGAUGCAGUGAUGAGCACAUGCAAGGAGGAGGAGAAAAUGGAUGAAAAGAAGUGAUGAAUGGGCAUCCAACCCUCUGUGGGAAACUGAGUAAAACGUUUCACCAGCACCAAAACACAGAAGCUCUGCUAGAUAGAGGGAGAUACAUAAAGUGAACACAACAGUGACUGACACACACUCUCCAGAGCUGGAUGAAGGAAGUGUAAUGGAGGAAUAAGUGAAGGAGAGUGAGAAGAGAAGAACGAAAGAAUGAAGACAACUGGAAAGCGAACACGUCUUUUCAUCAGUUGUUUUUUAAAGUAAUACAUCACAAUAAGACGACAUGAUUGACCAGAGGCUGCUCCUAUUGGUGUCCCUCUGUUUUGUAGGAGGAGCCUGCAUCAGUAAGAUUGUUCGGAGAAGAGGGGUGAGCUCAAUUCAGACCCAGCACACAACUGACCAAUGGGAUACAAGUUUGGAGAGGAAUGGAAAUACAAUGACAAGACUCAAAGAACUGAUUGGUCCUGAGGAAAUUGAAGAGCAGAUUACAGCUCACCAGAGCCAUGGAUCUUCUCCCAUCUUCACCAAGGAAAACUUUGUUGGGUUCAAUGCCAAACCACCCGUACAAGUAAACGAGGACUCCGAUCAAGCGGAUUUUAAGGUACAAGCACCAGUUGAUGACACUUUAGAGUUAAAAAGGAGCAGAAAUAGCACAAGAAAAGGUGGAAGAGUUGACAAAUGGAUCCCAAAGCACCACAGGACAACCUCUGGCAUGCACUUCAAUAGAACAAGAUUCAAAAUCCCACCAAGAUCCAGAUCGAGUUCAAAUUUUGCCAUUCACACUACAGCGGGUACAAAGGUAGUCACUCCAGAUUCGCCUCGAAAAUUGAACCUCACUGGAAGCUUAUUAAAACUAAUAUCUAAAGAAAACCUCGUUCGGAUUGUGAAUUCCCAGCUUCAGAGCGUUCCAGGUCUGAAUAUUCCAGGGAAAAUGAGUCACAGCAGGAAAAGGGAUCUGAUCAACAUGGAUCACAGUCAGAUGGAGGUGCUCAAACUGAAAAAACAAGACAGGACAGGUGCUCCUGAACUUUAUAACGCGGAUAACCAGACUGCGGAGCUACAUUCAAGCACUUAUACAAAUGCCAGUCUGAAUUCGGAUCAGACUGUUCACACUCUCUUUAAACAAUUCAGUAUGAAUCUAGGAGAGGAGGACAGAAAAACAGAGGCGAGAGGUGUACCAGUCACAGCUUCAUGGAAGUACAAACACUUCACGACUCACAUAGCAUCAACUCCCCAAAGUGAGAUCAUGACCAGCACCGAGACGAAUCCCUUCGCUGGUCAGAGAGAUAUGGGCAUAUCACACACUCCGUCUCAGAUCGACUCAGGACUUCGGCCAGAUGUUUUCAGCUCGCUGACUGAGAGGAGUCUUGAUGUUAAAGAGGAAUCAGAUCAGAGCGUUCUUAUGCCUUUCAGUGUCACUCAGAAUCCAUUGAUUAAAAUUUCAGAACCCAUUGACAGCAGCCACAUCCUAAAACUCCCACCAGAUCCAGAAUGGGGAAGGAAGGAGGUGGAGGAGAGCGGAGAGAUGACUGUGGACUCUCGCCUUGGUAGAGGUGGACAGGGCCUUGUUUUCCAGGAAAUGGAUGAGGAUGAAGAUGAGGGGCGGAAUCAACAAAAAGGGCAAAUCUCUCGAUCCAGAAGACGACGAAGCUGGAUCUGGAACCAGUUCUUUGUCAUUGAGGAGUAUGCUGGUCCAGAACCAGUGCUCAUUGGAAGGCUUCACACUGACAUGGACAGAGGUGAUGGACGCACUAAGUACGUGCUGCGGGGUGAGGGGGCGGGGUCAGUGUUCGUGAUUGACGAGAAGACGGGCAACAUCCACGUAACCAAGCCCUUGGACCGGGAGGAGAAGGACGAAUACCGGCUGAUUGCCACGGCAACAGACAGUCAGACGGAGCGUGCCCUGGAGCCCUCCUCCCAGUUCAUCAUUAGAGUGCAAGAUAUCAACGACAACCCACCUGUUUUCGAGGACGGACCCUACAGCGCCACAGUACCCGAGAUGGCGAACAUAGGGACCUCCAUCAUCCAGGUGACGGCUUCAGAUGCAGACGAUCCCACGUAUGGGAACAGCGCCCGGCUGGUGUACACGCUAGUUCAGGGGCAGCCGCAUUUCUCAGUGGAUCCUCAGACAGGCAUCCUGCGCACUGCAGUUCCUGAUCUGGAUAGAGAAGCGCAGGAUCAGUAUCUGGUGGUCCUGCAAGCUAAAGACAUGGGCGGACAUCUUGGUGGCCUGUCAGGAACGACUACGGUUACUGUACGAUUGACGGACGUCAACGACAACCCUCCGCGCUUCAUACAAAGUUCCUGGCUGUUCUCUGUGUCAGAGCUGGCCGUGGCAGGGGCGGAGGUGGGUCGGAUCUCAGCAACAGAUGCUGACUUGGGAGACAAUGCCAAGCUGGAGUAUACCAUCCUGGAUGGAGAGUCAGGGGACACCUUUAACAUCACCGGAGCCAACCAAGAGGCCGUGAUCAUUCUGAACAAGGCGGUGGACUAUGAGAGCCGUAGCUCCUACUCUUUCUCAGUGGAGGUGCUGAAUCCCAUCGUGGACCCUCGAUUCCUGCGGCGUGGGCCCUUCAAAGACCGCGCCUCGAUCAGAGUGGCUGUGCUGGAUGCAGAUGAGCCCCCUCGCUUCUCACGGGCACGGUACCGAAUGGAUGUGUCUGAGAACUGCCCACCGGCGUGCACAGUGGGGCGGAUCAGUGCCGUGGACCCAGAUACAGGGCUCACAAACAACAUCAGGUUCUCCAUCGAUCCUCAGUCUGACCCAGAAGCUCUGUUCCGGAUCACUCCAGACACUGGGCUCAUCACUACGGUGACUGAGCUGGACCGAGAGCACGAGCAGUGGCAUAAUGUUACUAUCAUUGCCACACAGAGAGAUAACCCCAGCCAGGUGUCCAGAGUGGUGGUUGCCAUAGAAACACUGGAUUUAAACGACAAUGCUCCAGAGCUGGACAGGCAGUACAACACGGCCAUGUGUGACUCGGCCUCCACUGGACAGGUGGUGCAGGUGUUGCGAGCGAUUGAUAGAGACGAGGGAGGAAAUGACAGCACCGUCCAUUUCAACAUCCCUCCGGACUCCAACGCUGCCCUCAACUUCAGCGUCAGGGAGAGUGGAGGCCCCACUGCUAGUUUGGUGUUGGCGUCACCUUUGCAGACACUGUCUCGCUCUACUUCUUCCUCCCUCACACUCUACGUCCCACUGGUCCUGAGGGACGGGGUCUCUGGUUUGACCAGCACCGGGACAGUCACAGUGUCCGUAUGUCCCUGUCUGAGAGGAGGAGCCCGGGCCGGAGAGAAAGAGAAGCAAAGUGAGGCGGAGUGGGACAGAGAGACGGUUUGUUUGCCCCAGCACUCCUCUUUGCCCUCCCCUGGACUCAGCACUGCCGCCCUGCUAGCCAUUUUAGCCUGUGUGGCCACUCUUUUGGCUGUCAGUGCUUUGUCUCUGUCCCUGCGGAGGCAGAAAAGGGACUCGCUCUCGCCUUUAGAGGAGGAUGAUGUAAGAGAGAACAUCAUCACGUAUGAUGAUGAAGGAGGGGGUGAGGCCGACACGGCUGCAUUCGACAUCACAGCGCUGCAGAGCGCCCCACAUAACGCACGCAGGGGCUACCGCACCCUGGACAGCAGGAACAUACGUUAUUCCCAACACAGUCAGGACAAGGCUCGUACGUAUAGCAGCUGGGCUCAGGCUGGAGCGAUUGACCCUGGGCAGUACACCAGUCAAGCAGCCCCUCUAUACGGGCGGUUCUGCUACAGCAGCCACACCCUCCCAGUGCUGCGUCGCUCACAGGGCCCGUACGAGCCCGGCUUAUCCGAGCUGGCUUACCGCUUUCCUGGGAAUCAACCAGACCACUCUCUAGUCAUUCAAAACCAGGCAGCUGUGGUCGGCCCUCUGGAGCCUGGAGCCAUUUACGUGCCAACAGCAGAGGCUGGUCACGGCUCUAAAGAAGGGACAGCAUCUCAGGACGGAGCUACCACAUCUGAGGGAGGAACGCCAAGGAAAAAUGACUCAAAGGAUGACGCAAGCAGUGAUGCCCAGCAGAGUCAGAGUCAAAGCCAGGAUCUGGAUUGGGUCCAGCCAGACACAGCCCCCCGCGAACGAGAGCUGGUAUUGACCCGUUCCGGUUCGGUCGCUGGGCCGGGCACCACCGGAGGGUGGGUGUGCGACUCCGCCACGCUCCCCCGAGCUGGACGGCACUCCUCGCGGGGCAGUCUUUCCCUAAGUAGGAGCGGCGCAGGGCCUGCCGAGCCCAACCACCCUGGGAUGGCUGACGCAGCUAACGGAAGCACAGAAAUGCAGUCGGUCAGCGGCAAUUACGCCACCAUCCUGCAGGGGGAGCAGCAGAGGGACUACCCGGGGACUCUGGGACGGGGCGGGCUGGAGAUGGGCAGCGGAUUUGUGGUGGGCAGGCCCGAGAGAGAGGCCAGCAUUCCGCUGAGCACCGGGAUGUAUCCAGAGGGUGGCGGGUUCAUAGGAGACUGGCACGAACGCGUAGGCAUAACCGGAUACCCGCUGGGCAGGAGGGAUAUGACACCCCAACUGCUUCCGUACCCUGGCCAAGGCCGGGGGGCUUUUGGGGGCAUCCUGGGUUAUGGCGGAGCGUGGCCCUCAGCACCUGAGGCAUCAGGAAGAGGUGGUGCUCACUCUCUCGCCCUGAGGGUCGGCGAGUUCCUGCGUCUACGUCUGGCGCAGGUGACCUUUGACCCCUCGCAGCCGCCGUACGACUCGGUGCAGGUGUACGGGCUGGAGGGCACAGGCUCGCGCGCCGGGUCCCUCAGUUCCCUGGACAGCGAAGGCAGCAAAGACGCCGAGAAGGAGGUGUGGGGAGCAGGUCUGGAGGAUUGGGGCCCGCAAUUCCAGAAAUUAGCCCAGCUUUUUAGGGAAAGAGAGAAGGAGAAUGAUGAAGAUAAAGAAAGGGAUGUAGAGGCCAGCAAAAAGCACAAGGAUAGGGAAUGGAAAGAGAAGGAGGAGCAGUCUGGAGACGAGGAGCAGGCGAAUGUCUGAGAGAAAGAGAGCGAGAAGGAGAGGGGUUGGGUGGGACAGUGAUUAAAAGGCAACAAGAGCUGGAAUAAUGAAAAGUGAAGGGUAAGGAGGGAGAGACGAAGAGGAAAGGUAAUAAGGGAAGACAGGGAAAAAUGAACAGAGAGAGCAGAGGCAGUGGAGAGAGUGAUUGAUGCAAUUUGAAGCAAUAAGUGCUGAAAAGCUGAUGUGUGAGCACAGCCAGAGCCGUGUUUCUUUAGCCAGCAUUUAACAUUCCUUAAGUGUGUUUGGCAGUGAGCGAAAAGCAAAGUUCACUGUAUUCCAGAUCACAUUUAAUUACGACAGAGAAAGUAAGAGAUUUGAACUCGGAUUUUUGUGGCAGCGAGCAAGACAAUGGUACCAAAGGAGAGGGGGAGAAAUGCAAGGCCGGAAUAGCAGAUGAAGUUACGGCAACACACGAGGGAGUAGGAAAAUUAAUGUUUGUACAGAAAUUGUUUAUACAUUCACGAAAGCGAAAGAACUGAAUUAUUCAAAAGAAAGCACUGAAUAUUACAGUAAAGUCCUGAAUAAGUGUCUCCACAAAGAUUCUUGGUGUUUACACAUACACACAAAAACAAACACGCAUCAAUUUUAAACCCUGCUUGGAAAUUCUGCUUUGCAGAUGUCUCAUUGUCAGGGUUCAAAAUGACUUACAUUUCUGCCAAGAACAGAUUGUAUACAAAGUUGCUCAAGAAAAAAAAAAUUUAUGACAAAGUUAAAAUGUAGUGUUGCUAAAAUUGUGCAAAACUUAUGCACAAACAACCAUUACUUGUCAAAAAAAAUCCCACAUUUAAAAAGUGAAGGUGAUUUACAGUACGAGAGCUGACAGGUCUGCUUCAGCUAGAAUGCACUUUUAUACAUGAUGUUCAAAAAUAGAUUACAAAUGGUGUUGUUGUUUUUUUAUUGGAGAAAAAAACAUGAAAAAAUGUUCUAUGUAAAUGCAUUUAAAUGUAAAUAUCACUGAAUGCCAUUGUGAAAAGUGUCAACAGUACUGUAGUCUUCAAGCAACAAAAAAAUUAUAGAUUAAUAAAAUGAAAACAGAGGAGAAUAUUAUAUAUAAUGCCACAUCGAAAUCCACUGGAUAUAACAGAAAACACUGGAUUGACUGAAGCAGAUUAAACCCUACCAUUUACGGUACGAAGUCGGAUUCAGAUGUGUCGCUCUUCCCAAACGGAAUUAAUUUUUUUUAUUAUUGAAUGCGAAAAGUCCAAAUAAAUGUAUUUAAAAGUCCUUUUUCUGGGGUGAGCACACACUCUGCAUUGAUAUCCCGAUUAACCACACUGUUUUUGGCCACAAGGACUCACUGUGACUGGACUGAACCAGAACCACUGUAUCACUGCACAGUCAUGCGCACCAAUACCAGGGGGCUUUAUGCAGUACAAACCCACACCCAAAUAUCAUGCUCUGUCAAAAACAUGAGCAUAUAAGAAUUAUAUGAAAUAUUAAUGUAAAUGUUUAUUAUGAUAAGUAGAAUUACAGAAUGACAAAUCCCCCUGGAGAUUAUUUGAUCAGGACUACCCUAACAUAGUGUCUACUCUGGACGCGAGCGGUGCGACAUGACAAAAGCAAAUAGAGGCCAAUCCAUUAUAAUCAGUGAUGCUGUCUACACUGGAUGCGGCGGGAGUUUACAGAUGGACACCAACUGUAAACUGAUGGCACGUUAAAUGGACUACUUGUACAACUAUUUCCACGCUCUACUUAUUACAGUUUGGGAGUUUCCGGUCAGCGUUCAGCGCACCUAUACCGAGAGCUUCUCAUGAAAAUGCAGAUUAUUACUAGGUUUUAGGGCUGCCAAAUGUUUUUUAAACAAUCAUAUUCUCUGCAUUAACAUGAAUUAACUUCAACCUGAAAUGUUUACCAAUAUAUUUCCUUUCCAAAUGUGCAUUCUGAAUAAUAUCAAAGACUAUAGAAUAACACAAGACGCGUCAAUCGUAUUGUUUUGAAUGGAAGAAAGCGCAACACGCAAUAUGGCGGAAUAAGUCCCGCCUUCUAAAUAACAGCCAAUCGCCGAUUGGUAAAGUCAUCGUGUCACUGCAGUGGCCGUUAGAAGCACCGGUUCCUUUAGAAACAGUCAGACGUGUGCUUCCUAUAGAGACGCGCACUUAGGACUGCGCAUGCGCAUUAUCUUGAUCAAGCCUUAAAAAUAUUGCUUUUUGUCAUGAUUCGAGCGUUUAGAAACAGCUGGGAUGUGAAAUUUAUGAGACAGUUGUUGUCAGAUUUCAUUGGUGAUUUCAAAAAUGAAAUUUAAUCGAAAGCUUGACAAACAGCUAUGGAGAAUUUGAUGUUUCCCCAUUCAAAGAGAUAGGAGCUGCACCUGCAUGCCCGAGAGGCGUUUCAAAGAUUUCCCGCCGAGUGAAAUGACUUGUCUUAAAGGGACUUUGAUAAUAAAUAAAUAUUUCCCCACUAACCUGCCACAGUCCAGUGCUUGUCUUCUCAUUAACAGUGCUUUUCUCUUACUGAUCAUAUUUCAUACCUGUUGAAUUUACAUUUUUAAAUGAAUUUUACUGAUAAACACCCAAAAGCGAACCAUAGUUUUACUAUAGUAAAAGUGUAUGUGUGACAUGCAUUAUUACAAUAGCUAGACUAUUUUAUCUUACAUUUACAGUUGAACUACUGCAAACAAAUACAAGUUAAAACUGACAAGCAUCGCAGAUUCCCUCCUGACAAUCUGUUAACAGAUUGACGAUCACUGUAAGUCCGCUAGCACCGUUAGCAUCGCGCAUUAGCUGCUUUCUGACUGUAAACAAGCAGCGAAGAGCCAACAAGACAUGCUCAAACAAGCCAAACUGACAAAUAAACAGCAGUACAACUUACCUUUCAUAUAAUUAAUCAAACACCUUUACGAAAGUGAACCAUGGUUUUACUAUAGUAAAAGUGUAGUAACUACACUGCUGGGUUAAAAACAACCCAAGUUGGGUUGAAAAAAGGUUUGUCCAACCUGCUGGGUAGUUUUAUUGAACUCAACUAUUGUUUAAAAAUUACUGUAUUGCUUGCUUAAAUUAAACCAAAAGUAUGCUGGAAAUGAACUUCUAUGAACAUGUUUAAUAAAUCAACGUUUAUUAAUAAGUGUAAUGAAUAAUAAUUAAACAACAUUUAUUAAAUUGCUUAUUAAUAAAUGUUCCCCUUUUGAUUAUUAUUGUUGCCUCUAGUAAUUAUGUGUCUGAUUUUUAAUUUCCAACCUAUUUUGGGUUCAUUAUAAGACAGCCAUAUAGUCAUUUUUAAACAAUAGUUUUUUAGAUUGAAUGGUUAAUUUUCGUAAGAGCAGUACGUAUUGCUUGUGUGCGUUGGUGCUCUUAUUCCAGUGUUUGAAAUAGUUGAAUGAAUGUGAGGUAACUGCCUAACGAUGUUAAAUAUUUAAUUAAUCUUAAAGAGUAACGCAGUGACAGUGCGACUAGCCUACUUUGAAUAUUAAGAUUUUUGGCGUAAAUGUGUGAAUUGCAUACAGUGAAAUGAUUGUCAAUGAAAAAUGACAGAGUAGUGAAAUAAUUUAAUACAAAUAAAAAAUGUUCAUUCUCAAAAUAGCCCAAUCGCAUUCCGAGGGGUAAAAUCAGCAUUUCUGGCAGGGUUCCCCUGGUAAAAUUCACAUUCCAGGGGCUAAAUAUCAUGUUAUUUGGGGUUGCUUCAAUCCGCGGCAACAGUGUUAAAGUAGACCAAUUCCGCGGGAAAACCGCAGACUUGGCAGCACUGCUCACGCUAAUUUAGAGCUGACACCCUGUGGUGAAAGAAUCACGGCAUAUGUUGGAUUAAAACUUCUGUUGAGUUUGGAAAAGUCUGUACAAGAUAAUCAUCAGAAUAUCUCUUCUCCUGUCUCUAAAUAUGUCCGGAAUUUGAAAUCAUCCCGAGGACUCUCAUUUCAAGAGGCUAGGUGAUUACAGCACAUUGAAAAUAUAACUGAGCAGUAUUAUUUCAAACCGGAUAUGCGUCACAAGGCUCAGUGCAAGUAGUCAAUUUCUGACAUACUCGACGCGCUUGCGCUACUUCCGACAACAGUACAAAUGCAUUCGUAACUUUCGCUUCGUCCAGUGUAGACAGCCUCAAAAUGUUGUGACCUGGUGUAAGUUUAAAGAAUCGAGCGCGUCCCAUAUCAUUGCAUAUAUUUACAUGGGUCAACAGGGUGUGGAGUUACUGCAUUCAUCCUGGUUUCUGCCUUCCCAUUGGACUGCAUUGUUGUGGCCCCAAGUGGUCCCUGUUGGUACUGAGAUCUCACGAUGGCGUGUAUUAAAAAUGUAUUUAUUCUGUUGUAUUUUUUCCUUUUCUUUUUUGUAAAUUUGAAUAAAGACAGUAUGUUUUGA
Messenger RNA from Ctenopharyngodon idella (grass carp), 9524 nucleotides. RefSeq lists its product as uncharacterized. Gene Ontology annotation, molecular function: cadherin binding; calcium ion binding. Bases 499 to 5217 code for a protein of 1572 amino acids. NCBI's taxonomy places the organism in Eukaryota, Metazoa, Chordata, Actinopteri, Cypriniformes, Xenocyprididae. The record is from RefSeq and is a predicted model, not a curated record. Gene Ontology annotation, cellular component: adherens junction; plasma membrane; catenin complex. Gene Ontology annotation, biological process: homophilic cell-cell adhesion; cell-cell junction assembly; cell morphogenesis. The transcript is spliced from 15 exons.